This is a messenger RNA of Brugia pahangi, 894 nucleotides long. NCBI's taxonomy places the organism in Eukaryota, Metazoa, Nematoda, Chromadorea, Rhabditida, Onchocercidae. The record is from the annotation of a GenBank genome assembly.
AUGCUUGCUGCGAAUGGAGAUGGCCCGGCAGUGCCGGGAAUAUCUGACGUUCUCCGCUAUUUGGAGAACGAACCUGUAAUGCUCCAUGCAUUACAGGAGUUUAUAAAUAUGACGCAGCAGCGUGAUAGCCUGCUGAAUGCCCGCUUGACCGAGGUAGAAAGACGACUGGCGGGAUAUGAAGGGCGAAACGCCCAACAAGAAGUGGAAGUAGAAGAAAUGGAGGAGGGACCGGCACCUCAGGAGCCGGAAUUUAAUAUAGAAGAAGCAGAGUGGGCACCUCUGCCGGAAAGUGACGAUGAAGCCGAUUGGCUAGCGGAAGCAGAGCGUGCCCCUCUGCCAGAUAGCAGCGAAGAAAGCCCUGAGGUGCCGGUGGCACCGGUGGAGGCAAGUGGUGUUGAGGAACCGGAGGAGGAAAUUCGAGAGAUCGUCCUAAGAUCAAGGACGAUAAGAAUUGCGGUUCCAGCCACGAACACGGCGUUGGCUGCGGCGAUACCGGAAGCAUUCCGCCCCGCAGAUCUAGGGGACCUUCCGGUACAGCUCCGAAGAGAGCUGGAAACACCGCAGGCGGAGCCGUACACGGUGAUUCGGGCAGAAGGAAGUACCAGCAUCGUGUGCGGCAUCUGCAACAGGCAGUUUGGGUCACUGAAAGGGUGGCGCAUCCACACGUCGAGGAUGCAUAAGCAGGAUGGUUUCUGUGCCCGUUGUGGGCAUUAUCUCCUGCUUCCACCCAACUUUACGGCUGCGCAGAAGACUGCAGCAUUGGAAUUACAUGCCCUUGACUGGUGCCCAAGGGCAUGCGCAGCCGUAAUGAAGGAAAGGCAGGUGAAACGCCGCCGUCUUAAUCUUGUGGGGAGAGAAGAGGACACUCAUCACCUCUUCGUUCCAGGCCAGUAA